AUGGCUCUUAUCACUGACCUGCCCCCCGAAGUUCGACUGAAGAUCUAUGAGUUCCUGCUGGUCGAUCCCAUCCGAGAUGGGCUGCGCAUCACCCUAACAUUCGACCCUCUCGACAGCACCAAAAAAACAUGGGCCCGCGCUCGUUGCGUGCAAUCUGACCAGCCUCACAAAGAAGGUCACUCCGCUCAUCCCUGCCAAAUCGACGUCUCGCCGUUUACUUUACACCACCUCAACUUCACCGACCUGCUGUCUUUGGCCAGUGCCAACAAGACAUUGUACCUGGAAGUCAGUCAGACAAUGUACAACAACUCGGAUCUCACUUACUCGUUUGGUCAACUCCCACCUGCCGCCAAAGUUCUUAAAUCUUCCUCUGCCUUCACACCCCUCGGUCGUUACUUCGACCAACACAGUUCCAUGACCUGCGCCAUGCUCAUCUCUCUGGUCAUCCACGACGGACCCGCCAUCAUGACUCCCCGCGACACGAAGACUAUCGUCGAUCUCGUCAACUUCCGCCUGCCCAAUCUGCGCGUCUUUGGAUACCAGAUCGAUGCGGAUACUGCAGUUUCACGCUCAGAACUUAGCCGGGGCUCUUAUCGCAGAAUUUCUCGUUCAUUUAGGAUUCUCUAA
Molecule: messenger RNA, 627 nt
Organism: Aureobasidium uvarum
Lineage: Eukaryota; Fungi; Ascomycota; Dothideomycetes; Dothideales; Saccotheciaceae
Source: the annotation of a GenBank genome assembly